Messenger RNA from Gongylonema pulchrum, 675 nucleotides. NCBI's taxonomy places the organism in Eukaryota, Metazoa, Nematoda, Chromadorea, Rhabditida, Gongylonematidae. The record is from the annotation of a GenBank genome assembly.
AUGCAAGCGUCGGUUCAAAUUCAGCUUCGGCAGCUUCCUUAUCAUCAAAAAAAGCAGCAUCAACGUCUUCAUCCGGAGGAAGCCAAGCGGAAUAUCUGCAACUACAAAGAAGCACAUCAGACGGAAUCAAUCCGUGGCGUGACGACGAGCUUCCAAGUAGUUACCGGACAAUACAUGAACAGAGUGACCGGAGUAAAAGAAGGAACAGAGGGUGACUAUUACGCGGCAACAUUCUUAUACCCACGAGAAAUGGCCGGACUAGCGGUGGACAUAGCUGGUUUAACAGAACCAGUGCGACUGCGAUUCCAGUAUUAUGAAGGCACACAUGGUGUUCAGCUCAAAGGUUGUUGCGAAAGCCUGGAACACUGCCUAUUUGCAUCCGACAAAUUUGUCAGUGUUAGCGACAGAACGUGGAAACUUACCUCAUUCACUUGUCCAGCAGGCACCUCCAAGGUUGAUCUUUUCUCCUCUUUGCUCUCAAAUCACAUCAAAAAACAGGAAAUGUGCCAUCCGCUCUCUGAUCUCUUGGUUAGGCUAAAAUUGGUGCUUGUCGGAAUAACCGCUGCAAUUCUGAUCUCCCUCAGAAGGACAAAUCAAGGGGCAUGCGCAAUAGAUGACAUUCAAGUGAUCGAAAACAAUGCUGCUGACCUGCGGACAGCGAGGACGCUAUGCUGA